Molecule: messenger RNA, 996 nt
Organism: Magnolia sinica
Lineage: Eukaryota; Viridiplantae; Streptophyta; Magnoliopsida; Magnoliales; Magnoliaceae
Product: pentatricopeptide repeat-containing protein At5g66520-like
Exons: 2
Coding region: 1-996 (331 amino acids)
Biological process (GO): RNA modification
Molecular function (GO): RNA binding; zinc ion binding; protein binding
Source: RefSeq, a predicted model, not a curated record
AUGCUAGUUGAGAAAGUCGAACCCAAUGAGAGUGUGUUGGUGAAUGUCCUUUCUGCUUGCGCUCAUUUGGGAGCCAUGGAGCAAGGGAAGUGGAUUGAGGGAUAUGUGACGAAGAAGAAUGUAGGCGUCACCGUGCGGUUGGGAACUGCUCUUGUAGACAUGUAUUCAAAGUGUGGGUGUGUCGAGAGGGCACUUGAGGUUUUCAAUGAGAUGAAGGAGAAGAACGUACGGGCUUGGAGCACAAUGAUCGGUGGGCUUGCAAUCAAUGGGCAUGGUGAGGAUGCAUUAUGUCUGUUCUCUCAGAUGGAAAUGCAUGGAGUCAGACCAAACAAUGUGAUGUUCGUUGGAGUUUUGAAUGCGUGUAGCCAUUCAAGGUUGGUCGAUGAAGGAUCAAUUUACUUCGAUUCCAUGACAAAGGAUUCAUGGGAAUGCCCAAUUGGGCGAGCGAGUAGAAAACAGCUUCUUGAGCUGGAGCCGGAUCAUAGUGGGCGGUAUGUCCUCUUAUCGAAUAUAGAUGCUGCUGAAGGGAAGUGGGGUGAUGUUGCAGUGCUGAGGAGAGAGAUGAAAGAACGUGGUGUUAGUAAGAUGCCUGGGUGUAGCUUCAUAGACUUGAGAGGUACCAUUCAUGAGUUUAUCGCAGGAGAUAACUCACACCAGCAAAGCCAAGAGAUUUAUGCCAAAUUGGAAGAUAUAAGCAAAGAACUCAAGCUUGAAGGUCAUACACCCAACACUAGUGCAGUAUUGCUUGAUAUGGAUGAGGAAGAAAAGCAGACAGCGCUCUACCACCACAGCGAGAAGUUGGCAAUUGCGUUUGGGUUAAUUAAUAGUGAUCCAGGUGUAACCAUUCGAAUCACGAAGAACCUUCGUGUGUGUGAAGAUUGCCAUGCCGCUGCAAAGAUGAUAUCGAGGAUUUACAAGUGCAAGAUUGUUGUGAGGGAUCGGAUCCGCUUCCACCAUUUCGAGGAUGGCUCAUGUUCUUGCAUGGACUUCUGGUGA